CAUACCUUACGUGGCUUGGAUCUCAGUCCACUCCCUGGUGGGCCACUUGUCGUUAUGACACCGACGGACUACAAGCAAACAUCCCUGGCAAAUUUCAACAUACUUAUCCCACAGAGCCAAUCAGGUACAUGCCACCAGUUCGAGUUUAUGAACAUCCGGGGACACGAAUGUUUUAACUGUACCGCACCACUCUGGUAUGGAAAAGCUGAAAAUUUCUUACACACAGACAGUGACACAAAUAUCUGUGAACUCAACGUAAAGACUUUUGCAGUUUACAGCGAAGACAACUUUGGUAGUUGUGUCACUGUUAAUCCAUUACACCUAUGUUAG
Porites evermanni is the source of this 330-nucleotide messenger RNA. The record is from the annotation of a GenBank genome assembly. NCBI's taxonomy places the organism in Eukaryota, Metazoa, Cnidaria, Anthozoa, Scleractinia, Poritidae.